UAAAGUAUUUCCUCACGUGAUUUGUAGAGGAACUAUAAAAAGGUAGCAAUACCCUUACCUGACAACGUGUGCUUGGGCGAUUCUGUUUUACAACGAGCUUUCGCCAUGCCGAUGUUUGUAGUGAACACAAACGUUUCGAAGGAUGCGGUCCCUGCAUCAAUAAUGUCUGAAAUUACCGAGGAGCUUGCUAAAGCGAUGGGCAAACCGUCCAACUACAUCGCCGUGCAUAUCAAUCCGGAUCAGAUGAUGAUGUUCGGGACGAAAGAAGAUCCGUGCGCGCUGUGCUUCCUCUACAGCAUCGGCAAGAUUGGGGGCUCUCAGAAUAAAAAGUAUUCUAAACUGCUAAUGGACAAGCUUAAUACCCACCUUGCUAUUUCACCUGAGAGGAUCUACAUAAACUUUGUCGAUAUGGAGGCAGCAAAUGUAGCCUGGAACAACACCACCUUUGGCUAAUGGCUGGUUUCAUCCCCCCACCCCCGACUGGGUACUCACCCUUUCUGCUACAGAAAUAAUGGCUGCCAGAUGACUAAGAAAUAAUCGCUUUCCUCUUGUCUGCUUAAUGUAUAUUUACAUCAUUCAUUCUGCUACCACAUCCCCUAUAGAUGUAAGUGCUUACUAUGAACUUGAAUUGAAACAGGCAAUAAAUGAUAGAUUUUCAUAAUC
Molecule: messenger RNA, 663 nt
Organism: Electrophorus electricus (electric eel)
Lineage: Eukaryota; Metazoa; Chordata; Actinopteri; Gymnotiformes; Gymnotidae
Gene: mif
Product: macrophage migration inhibitory factor
Molecular function (GO): phenylpyruvate tautomerase activity; cytokine activity
Source: RefSeq, a predicted model, not a curated record